Sipha flava (yellow sugarcane aphid) is the source of this 1275-nucleotide messenger RNA. Its product is annotated as regulator of microtubule dynamics protein 1-like. Gene Ontology annotation, cellular component: cytoplasm; mitotic spindle pole; spindle microtubule. The record is from RefSeq and is a predicted model, not a curated record. Lineage: Eukaryota; Metazoa; Arthropoda; Insecta; Hemiptera; Aphididae. The coding region runs from base 346 to 1275 and encodes 309 amino acids. The transcript is spliced from 7 exons. Gene Ontology annotation, molecular function: microtubule binding.
AUAAUAUACGUAAAACUUUUUUAUUAUCUAUGGUCCACGGUGAUUGCAAACAAUUCACAGUGCGAUAAGGAACAGGAACGCCGAUCGUCAUAGUAAUUCGUAAUCUUCUGGAUCUUUUUUUUGCACCGUUUUCCUGCGCCUCGACCGUUUGUGAUUCCUUCCCGGUGCUUUAUUGACGACCCAAUAUUAUUUUACCAAUCGUUAAUCAGUUUAAAGACGGACAAAAAAAACCGAAAAUUCUACUGCUCAGUGGCGACACGAACGCGCCUACUGACAUACUAACACGCCGGAACUUGUCAGAUUUUUUCGUGGUAUAAAAUAUACGAUUUAGAUUUGUCCGUGAAAAUGUUCAGGAACCGAUUAAGACAAGUCGGUUGGUUCGCCUACGAAUUGCUUGGACGGUCCGUGAGACAUCAUCGGCUAACACAUUUAGUUUCAAAUCGUAUGCAACUUGUUUCGUCUAAAAUUCGCAUACCAGUGACAUUGAGCUUUGCUAUUCCUUUUUUUGGGUACAACUCUACUGUUUCAACUACUGAAGUUAAACAAGAACCAUCUGAUGACGAUGCUAAAAAUGAAUUGAAACAAAAAAUCAUCGAAGCUGAUCAGCUUUUCUUACUUAAUAAGUUUGAUGAUGUGGUUUCUUUGCUUGAAGAGUAUGAGGAUAAAAAUGAUGUACAAGUAUUGUGGCGUAUUAGUAAAGCUAAAUACAAUAUGAGUUUAGAUGAAAAUAUCAGUAAAGAAAAAAAAAAAAUGUUAAUAUCAUCAGCUCAUGAAUCCAUUAUUAAAGCAUUAAGUAUUGAUUCAAAUAUAUCUGAAGUCCAUAAAUGGGCUGCUGUUUUAAUUGACGCACAUAGUAAAAUUAAUUUUGGAAUUAAGGAACAAUUGGAAAAAUUAGAAACUGUAAAAUUUCAUUUACAAAGAGCUUUGGAAUUGAAUCCUAAAGACCCAUUAAUUCGUUAUAUGAUUGGUUUUUGGUGUUAUAAUUUGGCUGAUAUUUCUUGGUUCCAACGGAAUAUUGGAUCAAUUAUAUUUAGUACUGAAAUUCCUUCAUCUACAUUUGAAGAAGCAUUAAAAUAUUUUAAAGAAGCUGAAUCAUUACAACCAAAAUUUUAUUGUAAAAAUCUUCUUAUGUUGGGUAAAACAUUUUUGAAAAUGGAUAACAAAUUUAGUGCAGAGUAUUAUCUAAAACUUGUUACACAGUAUCCAGUAAAAACUGUUGAGGAUCACGAAGCCAAAACCGAAGCAGAAAAAAUUCUUAAAUCAUCAAUUUGGUAA